AUGCCCAGGAACAACGUCUCGGCAAGCUUGUGCCGGUCGUCGAUGGCAUGGUGUCCUUUGCGCGUGGUGUGCCGGUUCUCAAGCAAUGCAGAAGCGAGUUGGGUUCGCCGUGGCGAUGGAAUCGAGGUUGAUGCGAAUCGAACGCAUGUCGCCAUUCCAUCGCAGCACUUUUUCCACCGCUCGACGUCGCGCCGCGUUCGCCUCACGCCGCGGCAUAAACUGACUUGCACAUCACGUGUUCUAGGAUGCAAAAACACUUGGACGAUCUGUCGGUGUGGCGGGUCGUCGUGGUGGGGCGCCUGCCGUGAAAUGUCUUGCAAGUUGGACCGGCUUCAGCUUCGUCCCAGGACUCGACCAAGACGGUAUCCGAGAUACGCCGUGCCAUGA
Molecule: messenger RNA, 387 nt
Organism: Aphanomyces invadans
Lineage: Eukaryota; Oomycota; Saprolegniomycetes; Saprolegniales; Verrucalvaceae
Exons: 1
Coding region: 1-387 (128 amino acids)
Source: RefSeq, a predicted model, not a curated record